UUCCCUUCCCCAACUCCUUUGUCUUCUCUCCUUCGCUGGUCCCUGCGAACCGGGAAACUGCAGAAGCUUCUGCUGAAGGGGGACGCUAUCCUCGUACUUUGCCCUUUUCCGAGCUCUUCACUGUGUCCUCAAUCCUCUGCCGUCUUGUGCUUUCCUGUUCCCUGCGAACUGGGAGGAGCUCUGUAGCUCACUGCUCUUGUGGACAUUUUGUGUUAUUGUCGGGGAACACACAAAUAUUGUCGGGGAACACACUUGGGGUUGUUUUUCAAUGGCAGAGCCCACUGAGUUGACUCGGCAUGUUGAAGCUUACAUAGACACUUCUCGUUCUCCGGCUCAGCAGGCUGCCGCCUUGGAGGCGAUUGCUUCUCUCCUGAAGAGUGGUCGCUUGACAAUAGAAGCAAUGGUUAGAGAAAUGGGGUUGUAUUUGACCACUACAGAUGCUAUUAUCCGUGCUAAAGGUAUCCUUCUUUUGGCGGAAGUCCUUUCAUGCCUAUCAUCAAAUCCUUUGGACAAAAUUACCAUUCACAGCUUGAUAACAUUCUUCACUGAAAGACUGGCAGACUGGAAAGCCCUACGAGGUGCCCUUGUUGGUUGCUUGGCUCUGAUGAGGAGGAAUGAUCAAGUUGGUAGGGUAACACUUGACGAUGCAAAGGCAGUUUUGGAGUCCUUUUUAGAGUCUCUACAUGUUCAGUCCUUAGGACAACACGACAGAAAGCUUUGUUUCGAACUUCUGGAAUGCCUUCUAGAAAAUUAUUCUGAUGCAGUUAUUCCACUGGGCAAUCAAGUUAUUGACGGACUCUGUGAAUCCAUCGACAUGGAAAAGGACCCUGAGUGCUUAAUGCUUGCAUUUCAUAUUGUAAAGCUUGCUGCCCAACUCUUCCCAGAUCCAGAUGGUCCUCUUGCUUGUGUUGCCGAGGAACUAUUUGAGAUUUUGGGUCAUUAUUUUCCCAUCCAUUUUACUCAUCAAAAAGCUGAGGAUCUCAAUAUAACAAGGGAUAACCUCUCUUCGUCAUUAAUGCUAGCAUUUUCGUCAACGCCUUUGUUCGAGCCAUUUGCAGUUCCGCUACUUCUUGAAAAACUCUCUUCUGAUCUUCCAUCAGCGAAGGUAGAUGCCCUGAAGUAUCUCAACCAUUGCAGUUUAAAGUAUGGGCCUGAGAGAAUGGCUAAACAUGCUGAAGCCAUUUGGCGAUUACUUAAAGAUACAAUUCUGUUGUCCCUUCGAGAAUUGAUUUUAUCCUUUUCUCCAGAAUCUCUGGAUACCUUAGAAACUCCCCGGAAUGAAAUUGCAGAUGGAGCAUUAACCUUUCUAGAGACAGCUGUAGCACAAAAUAAUGACUUAUUUUUAAAUCUGAUCCUUGGUGAUGCUGAUGUGAAUCUGAUCAUUCAAAGCAUCAGCAGCUAUAAGAGUUACACUGAAAUUUCAUCAGAAAUGAAAGAGAGAGUGCAUGCUGUCGGUCGUAUCCUCGCGGUUUCUGCUAAAACUUCCAUUGCCUCCUGCAAUCGAGUUUUCGGGAGUAUCCGUCCUUGUUUGCUGGAAGCUCUGGGAAUUUCUGUUAGAGAUCUUUAUGGGAAUCAUCCGCACGGUCAUGAGCAUGUAGAUUCUGAAGAGAUUAGUUUUGGUGCUCUCUUCCUUAGUGUUCUUCUUCUUGAGGCAUCUAGGGAUUUGAUAGUGGGCUCUGAGAAAGCUACUUUUCUACCUAACUCUGGACCUGAGGCUUCUCAUAGCAUUUUUCAGGGCUUUGCUACAGGAUUUGAAAGAGCUUUUAUUUCUACAAUGUCAAGAAAUAAUUACACAGAAGUCUCCAACCCACAUGUAUUUCUCGGAGUGAAAGGUUUGCAAAUUUUUGCUACAUUUCCUGGAGGUCUAUUACCAAUUCAGGGCAGCCUAUUUGAGGAUAUUUUGACCAUGCUUGUAUCAGUCGUCACUCAAAAUUGCAAGAACGAGUGGUUGUGGACCUUGGCAAUGAAGGCACUUGUCAAUAUUGGCUCCUAUAUUUUUAAAUAUCAUCAGCCAGAGAAAGGCCCUAGUUUCAUGGCUAUUGUGGUUGAGAAGAUUAGUUCACUGUUGACUUCAACUGAACUUGGGAUGCCUUAUCCGCUCAAACUGGAAGCAGCCUCAAAUGUUGGAAUGAUCGAGAUGAAUUAUAUGCUGAGAAUUGUUCGAGGAGUAGAAGAAGCUUUGUUCACUAAUUUAUCAGAGAUUUAUACCCAGGUAAAUAUUAAAUCAGCUGAAGAGACUGUGCAACUUCUGCAUUGCUACUCUACGAAGAUUCUUCCAUGGAUGCAGGAAUCUGGAGGAACUGAGCAGGUUCCCAUGCAGUUUGUGGCUGCUUUAUUAAGUCAAAUCGAAGGCUGCAAUGAUUUGAGUUCUGUAGCAGAGGAAAAGGGAAUUAUGGAUGCAACUAUGGAAGCGGUGAAGUUUGCUGUGGGAAGCUGUUCAGAGGCAAGUCAGAAUAUAAUAGUUGAGAAGACUUGCAGCAUUCUUUCCUCAAGCUCGUAUUUUUCAGUAGAUGAGUACUCAUUUCCUACUCUUCCGAUUGAGAUGGAGGGUUUGCUAUCGACUAAUGAGCUGGAAAGCAUGCCUGCUAAAGAAAAAUGGGUGCUUUCGUUGUUUGCUUCUGUAAUUAUAGCAUUACAUCCAACUACUCACAUUUCAAAUGUUAGAGCAGCUAUACAUCUUUUUAUGAGAACAUUCCUUAAGGGCCACAUUCCGUCAGCGCAAGCAUUGGGCUCAAUUGUAAAUAAAUUAUGUCCCAGGCAAAAUGGAGAGAGGGUUCCAAGUGAUUGUUCAUUGGAAGAAGCAAUCGAUCUAAUUUUCAACCUUUCCAUGAGAUAUCCGGGGAAAAGCAAGAUCACUCUCUCUGAUAUAUGUCAUGCUGCUUCAACCAAUAAAUCACUUCAGAUCAGUGCCCUUGUUGGUCUUGCAUGGAUAGGGAAAGGAUUGCUGAUGCGAGGUCAUGAUAAGGUUAAGGAUAUAACUAUGAUUUUCCUCGAGUGCUUUUUGCCUACCGAUGGAAUGUCCUCAAAGCAAGCUUCACCAGAAGAAGAACAAGAUCAGAAUUUGCAUUCAUCUGUGAUGAAAUAUGCUGCUGAUUCCUUUCGUAUACUCAUGAGUGACUCAGAAGAUUGUUUGAAUAGAAGAUUCCAUCCAAUUAUACGGCCCCUAUACAAGCAACGAUUUUUCUCGAUCAUGUUACCCAUUUUUCAAUCUUUAUUUGUGAAAUGUGAUUCAUCACUUACAAGAUCACUCCUUUAUCGGGCAUUUGCUCAUGUUGUGUGUGAAGCACCUCUAAUUGCUGUCUUGGGUGAAGCUAAGAAGCUCAUUCCAUUGCUGGUGGAUGCUAUAUUGAUAUUUAGCAAGGAUGAUGCUGGAAAGGAUCUGAUGUACAGUCUCUUGCUGGUGUUGUCUGGGAUUUUGAUGGAUAAAAAUGGGCAGGACGCUGUUAUUGACAAUGCAUCAAUGAUCAUUAAUUGUCUCAUUAGUAGCAUUACUUAUCCUCAUAUGAUGCCUGUUCGAGAGACAGGACUCCAAUGUCUCUUUGCUAUGUCCACGCUGCCCCACACUAGGGUCUAUCCCUUGAGAACGCAGGUAUUGCAAGCUAUUGCAAGGGUUUUAGAUGAUCCAAAGAGGGUUGUUCGUUUAGAAGCUGUAAGAUGCCGGCAAGCGUGGUCUUUCCUCUGCUGAGAAAGGUGGCCUCGAAUAACAUUCUUCCAGUCCCAGAAAUCACGUGACAAUGUAAAUAUAUCUGGUAAAGCAUUCGGCUAAGUUACUAUUUGUAGAUAUUUGAGUGCAUAGAGGUCCUGAAAUGUAAUUCAAUUACUUGUUUUGAGAUAUUGUUGGAAAAGUUGGUUCACGGCAUUCGACUGCAGAA
Messenger RNA from Punica granatum (pomegranate), 3872 nucleotides. The record is from RefSeq and is a predicted model, not a curated record. Lineage: Eukaryota; Viridiplantae; Streptophyta; Magnoliopsida; Myrtales; Lythraceae.